GGCGCGGAGCUGUUCAGAGCACCUGAGGUGCUGAGUCCGAGGGAGGCUCCGGGCGCGGAGCCGAAGCUGAGGCCGCCGCGCCGCCACGGUCACCCUCGGAGGGAUGGGACCCGAAGCGAGCCGAGCUAUUCCGCAGUCUACGAACUGACCGCCCACCGGCUUCAGGGAGAGGGGCACCCGCCCAGCCGCCUGUCAGAUAAGGAAUUGUCAGUGAUUCCCAUUCUGAAGAAGGAAAGACUUCCAAACAUCGGAGCAGACAAGGAAUUCUCCUUCAGGAUUCGUGUGGAGCAGCACUGAGUGGAGCCUCACUCCUUUCAAAGAAGAUUGCUACAUGACAAUUUUCGCUUUCCCCCAGGCCAUCUCUGCAGCACAGUAUGGCCCCCUGCAAUGAACAAUGAGUGACCUUGGAGGAUUGUGGAGGCCCAAAGAACAGAGCAAUAGACCCCUUUUCUGUGGUCUGGUUGCCCAUCUUCUCUUUCGGAGGUGACGCCUUUCCUUAGCAAACGCAGUACUGUCAACCCUUCCCUGCCUCCCCUCUCCCCCUCGACACUAGCUCUGACCACUCAUCGUCCUGGACACCAUGUAGUAGGGGCUUCGACGGGUCGUGACAACUGAGUUGCAAUGGUUUUACACACUUCCCCAUUUCCCUGCUGCUGUCUGUCCAUUCUGCAUCGCUUUUCCUGGGCCCUGAUCUGCCCAUUUUAUUGGCUUGUGGACAGACUAGUAGCCUCCUGGAUACCGACGACCAAUGAAAAGUGCCAAAGAGGCUCUCUGUGCUGGGUCCUCCGCUUCAUCUUCACCACGCCCAUUUACUUGGCUCUCUGUACUCUGUCCAUCCCCAGCGCCAUAUUCGGUUUUCUCUUGUGGAACCCUCUCCAGCUAUGUAGGCAACCAUACAUCUAUUCUAGACUAGAAGACAAGAGCCAGGCCAGUGCUGCUCUGCUUCUCAACGAAUGGAAGGCCACGGGCCCUGGGAAAAGUUUCUGUUUUGGCACCGCCAAUGUCUGUCUCCUCCCUGAAUGCAUGGCAAGGGUGAACAAUCUUUCCAACACGCAAGACCGGGCCAAAGAAAUUGGGCAGAGAAUCCGAAAUGGGGCAAGUAGGCCCCAGAUCAAAAUAUACAUAGACUCCCCAACAAACACAUCCAUCAGUGCCGCAAGCUUCAGCAGUCUGGCUUCGCCCCAGGGCAGCGAUGGUCCCAACAAAGCCGUCAACGUGGGCAUCAAGAGAACAACAUCCAUGGAAUACAAGGGCGAUAACGGGAGUCCAAACAGCAGCGAAGAGAACCGGAACCCCAAAACUGGUGGUGACUUUCAGGAAGUUGAAGACAACGCCUGCAUCAUCCGGAUUGGUGGAGAGGAUGGCGGCCAGCUGUCCGACCCAGAAGCGGAUGGUACUGGUGACUGCCAGAUGGAGACACCUCCCGAGAAUAAAGCAGAGGGUCAGAAAGGCCAAACACCCAACCAUAAGGCGAAGGAAGGGGACGCCGGAAGCUUAGACAGCUACACGGCUUCUAGAGAGUCCCUGGUGAAGGUCCGCAUUGGGGAGAGCCCCACGGACCAAAGUGCUGUUAACAACAAGCUUCUCCACAAGACGUCCAUGCUCAAGAAGACCUCUCUGAGAAAAAAGAAGCAUACGGACGAGAUCUUUGACCAUGAGAUCUCUGCCUUCUUCCCUGCCAACUUGGACUUCCUGUGCUUGCAGGAAGUGUUUGACAAAAGAGCCGCGGGGAAAUUGAAAGACCAGCUCCACCAAUAUUUUGAAUACAUCCUGUAUGAUGUUGGGAUCUACGGCUGCUGCUGCCCCUGUAAGAUCGAGUAUAGUUGCCGCCACUGCCAGAGCCUGAGCAGCUGCUGCUCCUGCCAGAGCCUGAGCAGCUGCUGCCCCUGUAAGAUCCUGAAUAGCGGCCUCCUUUUUGCCAGCCGCUACCCAGUUAUAGAUGCUGUCUAUCACUGUUACCCCAACGGAGGAGGGACGGAUGCCUUUUCUUCAAAGGGAGCCUUGUUUGUUAAGGUACAAGUGGGAAGUACACCUCAGGACCAAAGAAUCGUGGGAUAUAUUUCCUGCACCCACUUGCAAGCUGAAGGAGGCAUCCCAUGUUCUCCUUGCAUCUGUUUUCCCCAUAUAGACGACAGCACCAUUCGAUGUGAACAACUGAAUCAGCUGCAGGAUUGGCUGGCUGAUUUCCGAAAAUCUACCUCCUCCUCCAGCACAGCCAAUCCCGAGGAGCUGGUGGCGUUCGACGUGCUUUGCGGAGACUUCAACUUUGACAACUGCUCUUCUGAUGACAAGCUGGCACAACAGCACUCCCUGUUUACACACUACAAGGACCCCUGCCGCGUUGGUCCAGGAGAGGAUAAGCCGUGGGCAAUCGGUACUUUUCUAAAACAAGAUCACCUGCAUGACGAGGAGGUGUGCACCCCAGACAAUCUGCAAAAGGCCUUGGAAAGUGAAGAAGGGAGAAGAGAAUACAUUGCCCAUCCUACCAGCAAGAGCCAUCCGAACAACCAGAAGGUCUUGGUGAAGGGCAAUGGCAGAAGGAUUGACUACAUGCUCUAUUCUGAGGAGGGGCUCUACCUGGAGUGGAAAGUGGAGGUGGAGGAAUUCAGUUUCAUCACCCAGUUAGCAGGUCUGACUGACCACCUCCCUGUGGCCAUGCGCCUGAUGGUCAACACCGGCGAAGAAGAGGUGUAGCUGCGCCAGCCACAAGGUCGGUCAGGCCCCAGGCCAGCCUAAGACCACCUGGUCUCUGUUCCUGGGAUACAAAGGACUUUUUUUUUUCCAGUGCCACGUGAGCCAGAUGCAAACACCUGGCCUCCGGUCGCCUCUCCCAACACCUCCCCAGGUGGGCCAGGUCCCUGCCCCGUUCCUCGCUGGAGCCGGGGAGGGGAGGGGACAAGGAAGGUGGGAGGUGAGGGACGAGGGCUGAGCCCACUGUCUGGAGCCCUUCGGGCAGCAGGGUCAGCCUGAAUUUCUACAUGUUCACUGUGGACCAAGGAACGCCAGUGGCCAGGCGGGUGGGGAGGGCGGGGAGAGCCGAGCCCGAAUUCCUUUUAAUCAGUGCCAUUCUUACAAAACAUGGUUUUCUAUCAAUUAUACAGCACAACUUAGUUUGUAAUCUGUGGGGUAGUGCUCUUAAUGGGUUUUGCAGAAUUUCUUUGUAUAGCUCUUAUAAAGCUGAAGGCUUGGUUUUGGAUUUUCUUUUUUUUUUUUUUAAAGCCUGCCAAUGUCGUCAUAGCAUGCCUGUGCCCUAGCAUGCCCUCUAACUGCAUGCUACACACUCGAGAUGAAACAGCCAUUAUGAUAGCCAUAGGGUAAAAACAGGGGGAAAGAAUUCCAAAAGCAAUCAGGAAAUAGUCCAAGAAGCCCAUUACAGAGUGCUGGGUGGCCUUUUAUUUCCUUUUUAACCAGCACAAGUGGGGCUUUCCCAAACCAACAAUAAUGAUCUGUCCCCAGGGGCAGGGAAAAUGCUGGGUUUCUUUCCAAAGGCCUACAUUUGAGGGGGAUUAUGCUUUAGCAAGGAAAAAAAAAUUGACUUUGUGGUUCCCGGGAAGGGAAAGCUCAUGGGGAACAGAUGGGUGUCAGUCCCCACCCAACUCUAGGCUAAAGGCACCCAGUGUUCCUAGGAGAGGCUUGUCAAGGGUGAAAAAUUAGGACAGGAAUGUGUCUGUGAAAGGGAAAACUCAAAAGAUGGGACCUGUGGUCUUGUUGGAGGGAGGGAAAAUGUCGCCACACAAGUGGGAAGGAGCAGUCUGCAUUUUAAAAGACUAUUUUUGUAGUGCUGUUCUUUCCUGUCUCCAAACUCACAGUUCUGUUUCUAUUGCAUGACCUUUCUUAGCUUCAGACCCCAGUGACUUUGACCAGAUGACAAAGUAAGGACUUCAGGGUUCUUCUCCAUUGUGUGGCAUCAUUUUGUGAUUUGGGGAAGUAAAAAAAAAAAAUUCCCUUUGUGCCUCAGUUUACCCACUGGUCCAGUGGACUACUGGUCCCUACCUCACUGGCCCAGCUGAGCCCCAAGGGAGUUGGCUGCAUUGUUGCUGACAGAUGACUGGCUGUCCAUGGUCAGCUUCUGAGUCAUGGGUAUCUCCAGGAUGAAGUCUGCCUUGGCCUGUCUAUUUCUAUCUCCUCCUCCAGUAGCCACCCCAGAUCUCCUGGGAUCUCAUUCCCAGUUGCUCAGCACAGCUAUCUUUUCUUUUUGGCCCAUGGCUGAGGGCCCCUGGACAGCAAGCCAUAGCAGUGGGAAGGGGAGGGGCACAAUUAAGGGUCCUCUGAAGGCUGAGCCUUCCCACUGGGCUCUCCCAAAGAGAGAUUCCUAGUUAACCAAACAUGAAUAUGAGGAAGGGGAUGUCAAGAAAGAAAAUGGCCAGAGCAACCUCCUCCAUUUGGUGAGACUGAUCAUUAUUGCCUCCUGCCACGUCCACACAAGAGACAAUGAGCAUCUCGUGUCCUCCGACGCCCUCGAGCACCGCCUGCUUUUCCUCAGUUGUGCUUUCUUCGGGUCCCCUCUUUGGCCCGUCUUCAGCCGAUCUGGUCCCGGGCAUCACCGCUCCAUGGGAAAAGUUACAUCCUCUCCCCUCUCACUACCAUGGGACCCAGUUGGAGCCCAGAUUUGAGAACCACCUGUCCGGGAGCCCGAGGCCCAGCCAGACCUCCUCCGACAUGCUCUGCUGAUUCCCUGUAGGAGCAUCCUGUCUUAAGCACCUUCAGCUUUAAUUCUUUGCAGCCUCUUUAAAUAAGAGCAAUCAGGCAUUUUCCUCUCCCUCUAAUCCAUGGAAUUUUUUUAACUUUAUGCUAAACUAUUUCUUAGAUUCUGAGCUUGGUUUUUUGGUGAUCUCUCAUUUUAAACAGAAUGUUGUUACGGAUUGUUCACCCAACCAUACCCUGAGCUCUUACUCACACCUGUCGUAUAGCCUAGCAUAGGCCACAGUAAGAACAGGGUGAUGACAGCACUAGAACCCCACGGUACAAAUUCUCCUUGUCUUAGUACAUUGACCCUGUGCCUUCUGAUGCCUUCAUCUGCAGGACAGGCAGAGUGAAGCUGAUGGGCAGGAGCAAGGGUGGGGAGAAACGAUUCUCCCUCACCCCGAUCCAGCCAAUCACCAGCCCUCAGCCCAACGCAGCCAGGAGGCAAGACUGGCUAUGGACAGGUGACCUGUGUGUGACCCAUCCAAAGGCCUUAGCCCUUCACAGCCAUGAGAUACUGCUUCUGCUUGUGGGAACGACUCUCCCGCCCGAGUCAGGCAGCUCUAGGUAGGAUUCGGCCAUAGGUCUAACCCAAGGUUAGGCUCAAAUUCACAGAGACCAAGGGCAAAGAAUAGGACCCAGGGCCACCAACCCACUGCAAGUCUGAUGGGGAGCAGUGCUCCCUGGGGCCACUCAAUCAAGAAAUGCUAUUUUCUAAAGUGAACCAGUUUCAAGCUGUGAAAGGAUGAGAGUACAGGCUGUAGCUGACAGUGUCUGAUCAAAUCAUUCCCCUUGCUUAGUGAAUCCUACCUAUUCCUGAUCCCAUGGCCCAGGGUCACCAUGGGAGUGAUUACCACCACAGAAAGCAGAGGCUCCUAGCCGUUCUAGGGAGAGAGCUGGCCCUACUCCAAAGGGGCCUUCCCUGCGUCCUGCCGUCUUUCCCAAGGAGUUUCUUUCAUCCAGAAAUCGGGGUUGCAGCAUCUCUACAUUCCCAAGGCAAGUACUUUGAGGAAUGUUAAACUCCAGGCUCUGCCUGCCUGCCUGCCUGUUCACUCGCUGAUUCUCAGAACAAGACUGACAUCUCUUUGGAAUCAUCCUCCCUUUAGAAAGGGUUUUCACAGAGCUAGAGAAUCCUGAUCUCUUGUAGGAGAGAAGCCUUUAGACUCUGGGAUUUUUUAAUAUUCACUUAUUCUGGUUUGUCAGUGCGCAUGAAUCAUGUGAUUGUAUGAUUGAACACAUGCAACAGGACUCAUCAGGUUAUGAUGGUUCUGGCUAUGAAGCAACACACCCCUGCCCACAAACACAAUCGACGUCCACAGCCAAUCGUGUACUCACAUUCCCACCCACACAGAGCCUUGCAGACGGCCCGAGUCCAGGGCCAGGGCCAGAGAUCAGUUUUCCCUGGCUGGAUGCAGCCAGGGAACCUGGGCAGAUUGAGGGCCAGUCUCUGUAAACCAGGGAGGGACUGCUGCCUCUCUCAAAGGCUGGAGCUAGAACAUGGGAAAGUUAGCAUUGUUCUGCCAAGCGGGACCGUCUGCUGGGAACUGUAUUCACUCACUUGAAGGGACUGUUCCACCUGGAACAACGUGAUGGCUGGGUCACACACUCCCCUCCUUACUGACUACACGGCCUUAGGCAAGUCUUUCAAUCUCCCUGUGCCUCCAUUUUGUCCUCUGUGAAAUGAGGAUAAAGUUCGGCAAACCUCUGGCAGCCUUUGGCUGAUUGGAGCAGCUUGUUCACCACCUCUUUCCCUUGAGCACCUAGCCCUAUCAUAUCCUGUCUGAUAGAGAUGUAAAGUAGUGCUCAGAGAUCACAACUUCCCACCCCUAAAUCCUUGGCAACCUGCCCAGAGUAUUUGCUUGGUCAUUGGUUUUAUGAAGGCUGUAGAUUAUUCUAAGGGGGCUUGUCCAUGAACUAAAUUUUUACAAUUGUGAUUUUUUAAAAAAAAUUUCCCUGUGACUUAGAUUCAAUCAAAUCAAGUAAUGUCCAAGCUGGGAGGGAGAGCAUGGGCUAGUCGUGGUCUUGCUCCCAGCUUAUAAAUGAUACCCUGCUUCUGCUCCUGCUCCAGGGCUGGGGAAGGGAAAGAUGCCUCUGACCAGCCCCAAGAUAAGCCAUGCACUGGGACCCAGUUCAGUCAGACGGCUUACGAAGGAAGCUUUUUCAUGUGUCCAAAACCAUCUUGAGUUUUAAGUAUGAAUAUUAAUCUUGAUGCUUUUUAAAUAUUGUAUUACUGCUAAGGUUUAGAAAUUACUGUUUUAAACAAACUUUUUUAAUUUCAAUAAUUUUUCUGUAUUGUAUCCUUCUGGGAACUGAAGGGGUUUUAUACGGUAAGCACACCUAAAGUUUUGGUAAAACUGUAUCUGAUAUAUAUCCAUCUGUUUCUUCCCUGUAAGAAAACAAGUCUUACACCUAAUAAAAUAUUUUGAAGGGUUUUUUUUUUCAUUUAUUGGUGCUGAAAGGAAUGAAUAGUUGAUGUGAAGGAGAAAAUAAAACAUUAAAAGUCA
Dromiciops gliroides (monito del monte) is the source of this 7187-nucleotide messenger RNA. It is a transcript of the gene SMPD3, whose product is annotated as sphingomyelin phosphodiesterase 3. The transcript is spliced from 10 exons. Gene Ontology annotation, molecular function: sphingomyelin phosphodiesterase activity. Gene Ontology annotation, cellular component: extracellular region; cytoplasm. Bases 622 to 2694 code for a protein of 690 amino acids. NCBI's taxonomy places the organism in Eukaryota, Metazoa, Chordata, Mammalia, Microbiotheria, Microbiotheriidae. Gene Ontology annotation, biological process: sphingomyelin metabolic process. The record is from RefSeq and is a predicted model, not a curated record.